Diceros bicornis minor is the source of this 1846-nucleotide messenger RNA. RefSeq names its product saccharopine dehydrogenase (putative) (gene SCCPDH). The transcript has 12 exons. Lineage: Eukaryota; Metazoa; Chordata; Mammalia; Perissodactyla; Rhinocerotidae. Gene Ontology annotation, cellular component: plasma membrane; lipid droplet; mitochondrion. The record is from RefSeq and is a predicted model, not a curated record. The coding region runs from base 23 to 1312 and encodes 429 amino acids. Gene Ontology annotation, biological process: glycolipid biosynthetic process.
CUCGGCUGGCUGUGGGCUCGUCAUGGCGACCGAGCAGAGGCCCUACCACCUGGUGGUGUUCGGCGCGUCUGGCUUCACCGGCCAGUUCGUGAGCGAGGAGGUGGCCCGGGAGCAGGUGGACCCGGCGCGCAGCUCCCGCCUGGCCUGGGCCGUGGCGGGCCGUUGCCGGGAGAAGCUGCAGCGAGUGCUGGAGAGGGCUGCCUUGAAGCUGGGAAGACCGACGCUACCAUCUGAAGUUGGAACAAUAAUUUGUGAUAUCACUAAUCCAGCCUCACUUGAUGAAAUGGCUAAACAGGCAACAGUUGUCCUCAACUGUGUAGGACCAUAUCGAUUUUAUGGAGAACCUGUAGUAAAAGCAUGUAUUGAAAAUGGAACUAGCUGUAUUGACGUCUGUGGAGAACCUCAGUUUCUGGAACUAAUGUAUUGGAAGUAUCAUGAGAAAGCUGCAGAAAAAGGAGUUUAUAUCAUUGGAAGCUGUGGCUUUGACUCCAUUCCAGCAGAUCUGGGAAUAAUAUAUACCAGAAAUAAAAUGAAUGGUACUUUGACUGCUGUGGAAAGUUUCCUGACUGUACAUUCAGGACCUGAGGGUUUGUGCAUUCAUGAUGGUACCUGGAAGUCAGCAGUUUAUGGUUUUGGAGAUCAGAGUAAUUUGAAAAAACUACGAAAUCAGGCAAAUCUGAAACCUGUCCCAAUUGUUGGUCCAAAAUUGAAAAGAAGGUGGCCAAUUUCUUACUGCAGAGAACUCAACAGCUAUUCCAUUCCUUUUUUGGGAGCAGAUACGUCUGUUGUGAAGCGGACUCAGCGUUACUUGCAUGAAAACUUAGAGCAAUCACCUGUUCAAUAUGCUGCUUAUAUAACUGUGGGAGGCAUCACCUCUGUUAUUAAGCUGAUGUUUGCAGGACUUUUCUUUUUAUUCUUUGUGAAGUUUGGCAUUGGAAGGCAGCUUCUCAUAAAAUUCCCAUGGCUCUUCUCCUUUGGUUAUUUUUCCAAACAAGGUCCAACACAAAAACAGAUUGAUGCCUCAUCAUUUACAAUGACAUUCUUUGGUCAAGGAUACAGCCAAGGCUUUGGUUCUGAUAAGAACAAACCAAAUAUCAGAAUUUGUACUCAGGUGAAAGGACCAGAGGCAGGCUACGUGGCUACGCCCAUAGCCAUGGUCCAGGCAGCCAUGACUCUUCUCAGUGAUGCCUCUGAUCUUCCUAAGGCGGGCGGGGUCUUCACACCUGGAGCAGCUUUCUCCAGAACAAAUUUGAUUGACAGACUCAACCAACGUGGCAUUGAAUUUAGCAUCAUUAGCAGCUCUGAAGUCUAAACAUUUGCAGAAUUAACCAGUCAUAAAAUGCAUGAAUUAACAGCUUUUUUAUUUGAUAUUUGAAAUUCUUCUAUAAUCCUAUCUGACUGUAUGUGGAAAAGAUUGUCAAAUGUAAAAUAUAUAUACAUUAAAAGCAGGAAAUUGUACUAGCUUACCCUAAAUUUCAAAUCUUAGCUGAUUUUGUGAUUUUAUUGCUUGUGAGAGAGAACUGGUAUUUGACUGAGUUUUUCGUUGAAGAAUUCACGGUCAAUGUUUAUGCGUGAGCUGGCAGCUCAGAGAGUGGGGUGGGAAUCUCUAUCUGUGUGGCUCACUGAUUCCUUGAUGAGGCGCCCAGACAUGUCAUGUCAGGCAGUAACUGCUGCUUUCCUUGCCGUGCUACUGAAUGGGAUCUCACUUUCCAGUGAGUUUCUCUAUGUAUUGGGGGGGCCUUUGCCAAAUGAAACUGUACUUUUUGCUAUUUUAGCCUAGUUUUUCGCCCAUCUACACUGAUUUUGGACUGAUACUAAGUUGAAUAAUAAAGGAUUGUCAAUUGAA